AUUAAUCCCAGCCCAAACCUCAUACCAGACUAUUCCACUCAAGCAAACCUGCAGCCUUGUUGUGUGAACUGCGAAGCAAGGUCGAAGAGGGGUACCGGAGCUGCGGUGGAGACACGAAACCAGCCAACCUACGGCCAUCAGCUCCGCCGCCUCCCUCCGUCCACGUUCCAGGGCCCUGCGUCAGCGGUCUUCCAUCUCUGGCUCUCCGAGUAAACCAGUCCGAUUCUCUCUUCUGCGGCUGCCGGCUGCCUCCAGCUCCAGGAUCAGGAGUCCACACCUGACCGCUCACAUUCCUGUAGCCCAAAAGAAUCACGUGACACGUAAGGACUUAGUAUAUAAAAAAUGGCAGAAGAUUUGAAUGGUAGAACCAGUGGAGAUGCUGACGAAAAACUUAGAAGUUUGCAUUUGUUAUCUAUUGAUGAAGAUGAACUUAGUGACGAUGGACAUGCUGAUUCAUAUGACGAUGAGGAUGAUGAGGAAAAAGUUCCUGUAGCAUUAGGCUUUGUGGAGAAGAAGAAGAAUUCAUGGUCUCUCCUCCGACAGUUCUUCCCAAGCAAAGCUGGGGGUACCCCUGCUUGGCUGGACCCAGUUAACUUGCCUUCAGGGAGGUAUUGUGUCUGUGACUUCUGUGGUGAGCCUUUACAAUUCAUGCUUCAGGUUUAUGCACCACUAACUGAGACUGACUCAACAUUUCAUCGUACACUGUUUGUCUUUAUGUGCCAAUCAAUGGCUUGUCUUCUUCAAGAUCAACAUCAACAGUGGAAACGGCACCCAGAACCGGCAUUACGGAGUGUCAAGGCGUUUCGCUGUCAAAUGCCUCGGCUCAACUCAUUUUAUUCAAGUGAGCCUCCAGAAAAAGAUGGGACAGCUAGACCCUCUGGAGAUGGAGCUCUGCUUUGUAGUUGGUGUGGUACCUGGAGAGGAGAUAAAGUUUGUAGUGGUUGCAAAACAGUGCGUUACUGUUCUGAGAAACACCAGGCUGUUCAUUGGCGGUCUGGACAUAAGAAGCAAUGUCUCUCAAACAUUUCACUGAGUGAAUCCAGCUGCAUAGUUGCAAAUUUGCCAAAAGUGGCGAGUAAAUCUUUGUGGCCAGAGUAUGAGAUCUCAAGUGAGGAUGAAUGUUUUGAGAUAUCUAAUGAUCACCCUCAUUCUACAUCUCUAGUUUCUACCAGCCAAUCAGAUGAAACAUUCAAUUCACUGCUAGACGCCUUUGAGGGGGACGAGGACAAGAAAAGUUGGGCAUCUUUCCAGGAGAGGAUAUCGUGUGCCCCUGAGCAAGUAUUGAGGUACUGUAGGUACCCUAAAGCCAAACCCUUGUGGCCGAUGUCGAGUGGCCAGCCGUCAGAGAGUGACAUCCGAAGGUGCAGCUACUGUAGUGGUUCUCGAGUUUUUGAAUUUCAGAUUUUGCCCCAACUACUGUACUACUUCAAUGUGGGAAAUGAUGCAAAUUCUCUUGAUUGGGCAACUAUGGUUGUAUACACUUGUGAAGCCUCCUGUGGAGGAUCUGGGGCUUACAAGGAAGAGUUUGUAUGGGUUCAAGUUCCAUCCCAGUCGUAGAAUACUUGGAAUAAACAGGAGUUACAAACUUACAGAACCAUGCAUUAUAUUGUUAAGUUUAUUUAGGAAUGGAUCGUGGAAAAACGUUGAUAGAUAUUUGCUUCUACCAAUUCAGAAUAUCGCUGUUGUAUUAAAAAAAAAUCUUACAAGUUUCUACUUUUAAGAAUCAAGUAUUUGAGUUUAGAACUAUCAAUUUGGAACUUAAUGCUCGGUAAUGGUGAGCAAUUUUUUGUGACACAUCAUGACAUCACACAUGAAUCUGACUACUAUGGAGUACUACGUAAUACGUAGUACUACGUAAUACGUAGUACUUCAUCCGUUCUUUAAUAAAUGCAACACUUUCUAUU
Molecule: messenger RNA, 1904 nt
Organism: Cuscuta epithymum
Lineage: Eukaryota; Viridiplantae; Streptophyta; Magnoliopsida; Solanales; Convolvulaceae
Source: the annotation of a GenBank genome assembly